AAACCUAAAUUACAAGAGAAUUUGGGGCCAUUUGUAAUUGAUAGCCUGCAGUUAGAAUGAUGUUCCUCUGUCUGUCACUUACUCAAGCAGAAUGUUGUACAGCUUUGCACUAACAAAAUAAUGCAUCUUCAUUUGACAGUGGAAUUUUCCUGUUGCCAUGAUCACACGAAAGGCUGCUGCAGCACUGGCUGCUGGAUGCACAGUAAUAAUUAAACCAUCAGAAGAAACUCCUUACUGUGCCCUGGCUCUACAGAAGCUGGCUGAAGAUGCAGGUUUUCCCCCUGGGGUGGUCAAUACAAUUCCUUGUUCCCGAGACAAUGUGAAUCAGGUCACAGAUGCACUUCUUGGUAAUGACAUUGUGGCAAAAAUGUCAUUUACUGGCUCUACUGCAACUGGAAAGGGUCUUCUUCCCCAAACUGUGUUCUUGAUGGCAGAAUGAAGACAGACACUAGGGAAAAGGUUAUUCCUUGUCCCUGUCAAAGAC
Molecule: messenger RNA, 484 nt
Organism: Pocillopora damicornis (cauliflower coral)
Lineage: Eukaryota; Metazoa; Cnidaria; Anthozoa; Scleractinia; Pocilloporidae
Product: succinate-semialdehyde dehydrogenase, mitochondrial
Biological process (GO): GABA catabolic process
Molecular function (GO): succinate-semialdehyde dehydrogenase (NAD+) activity
Source: RefSeq, a predicted model, not a curated record